UGUCAAAAUGAAAAGUUGCCUCCCGAACCAGUUUCUCGCCAAAACCUCCCCAAACAAUAGCCACUAUAAAAGCGACCAAACCCAAAAGUCUAGCACAUUCGUCGACCAACUCCCAGACAAACACAAAAAAUGGCAUUCAGGCUCGUAGUUUUGUGCGCCGCUUUGGCUUGCGCCAACGCCGGUUACCUCGGUGCUUACAGCGCCGCCCCCGCCCUCGCCUACGGCGCCGCUCCCUUGGCCGCCCCCGUCCUCGGCAGCACCUUCCACGGCCGCCUCGCCGCCCCAGCUGUGGCUUACGCCGCCCCCGCCUUGGCCGCCCCCGCCAUCACCUCCCAGCACUCCAACAUCAUCCGCAGCUUCGGCAACUUGGGCCAAGUCUCCACCUACUCCAAAUCCAUCGACACCCCCUUCUCCAGCGUCCGUAAAGCCGACAUCCGCGUCUCCAACCCCGGAGUGAGGUUCGCCGCCGCCGCCCCCGCCAUCGCCUACGGCGCCGCCCCAGCCUUCAGCACCUACCACGGAGCCGUCGCCGCCCCAGCCUACAGCGCCUACCACGCGCCCGCCGUCGCCGCCUACCAUGCCCCAGCCAUCGCCGCCCCUGCCGUCGCUGCCUACCAUGCCCCAGCCAUCGCCGCCCCCGCCGUCGGUGUUGCCUACUCCGCCGCCCCCGCCGUAGCUCACUUCAACUACGCCUCUGCUUACAGCAACUACGGCUGGUAAAUAAUACACCACAAUGACUGCGUUUUUUAUUUAUUGUUACAUUUAUUUAUUUAUUUGUCUCAAAAAUAAAGAAUAAUAUUUAAGUGAAAA
Messenger RNA from Tribolium castaneum (red flour beetle), 810 nucleotides. Its product is annotated as pupal cuticle protein C1B. The coding region runs from base 130 to 720 and encodes 196 amino acids. The record is from RefSeq and is a predicted model, not a curated record. Lineage: Eukaryota; Metazoa; Arthropoda; Insecta; Coleoptera; Tenebrionidae. The transcript is spliced from 2 exons.